AGCGACGUAGUUAGCGACGCAGACGUCAUCAUUAGCGACGAGAAUUGGGCACUUAGCGACGAGAAUAGGCUUCUGACAAGCACCAGUACCAAUGAACCAAGAUACUGAAAAUCCCGUGUCUAAUGAUGCAACAGCGUCAGGUUCAUCAAUUGCAGCUGGACUUAUACCUUCAACGGAGACAACUACAAGUGACAAAUCUGCCCCAAGUCAAGUGAUUUCGUUCACAUGUUUUGUGGCAGAUUGCCGGUCGGGAAAGCAACUGAAGAACAGAAAGGCUUUGAAGCGCCAUCUGCGACAAGUCCACAAAUUAGAUAUACCUGCAGAUCCAACUGGAGUUGCUAUUGCAUAUGGUCCAGGAGAUUGUAUCUUUCCGAACUGUCGGUUUCCAACUGAAAAUGCAGAGGUUUAUCAAACACACUUGCACAAUGAACAUUACUAUGCUUUAGAGGUAUGGGAGGAAGAAAAUGUAUCUUCAAGUUCGCAUAAUUUGGAUGAAGGAUUUUUUCAAAGAUUUGACGCUGCAUUUGAAAAAAUGAUAUCUGAAGAAAAAUGGACUCUCACAACAGGGAAGGUUGUGGAAGAUGAACUAUAUAAGCUAGGAAAACGAUGCAAAUUUGAACAUCCAUGUCACUCUUGGAUAUUGGAUACAGCAGAUGAAAACUACACGCUCGAAGGUCACUUUACCAAGGAGGAGCUCAAAGAGAUAGAUGCUUACAAACCAGCAACUCUCCCAGAUAUUCCUGACGACGUAGCAGAAUAUAUGAGAACCUUGAAUGCAACUACAAAUGAACUGCGGAAACAAUGUCUGAAUUGCCCUUGGAAUGAACCUUUCAAUCGCGACCAGGACUUUGAUGUUGAUUGGGUUUUUGGCACAAUGCUUAUGAUGAUCCGUGAAUACGAAUCAGGCAAUCUGGAGACACCGCAUCAUGAACUGUGGUAUAUGCUCCGCAUAUGGUGUAUGGUAGAUAGAUUGUUUGAUAAUGUACCAGGAAUGGAAACUGUAAGAGGAGAGUCGGCAAGUAUUAGCACCGCCAUGCGCAAAAAUGAAAAUCGGAUUAUUUCGUCUGUUACCAAAAUGAAACGAAAAGUAAUGGGCAGGCGUGGAGAUUUACUGUUGCAAAAGGGUGUAGCUGAAUACGGCUGCGCUGAAGCAGGUGCCAAGUACGAAGGUCUAAAGGGCAGUAAAAGGAUGUUGGACAGUGGAUUGAAAGCGCCGAAAAUGCUCAAGGAUAUGAUGAACAACCUUGCAUUUAUGUGCGAAAAUGAGGAAGAUCGAGUUGUGAAUCUUAGGACAGUAGGAUACAUACAUUCUGGUAGGAUUGUGUUUGUGAAAUCAUUGAAGGAAUUACACUUGAAAGUUGAUAUACUUCAUUAGCAUUGUCAAUGGAGAUUUUAAUCAUGGAUGCCCCCAAUGGAUAUGUUGCUAGGCUAACAAGAUCAACACAAUAUGAUAUACCGCAGCAGGUUUCAAACAUAAGUACAAAGCUUCUGCCUCUGCUAUCCGUACUAUUAUCCACAAAGUUGCUGAUCAAGGAAGUCAUCGACACUGUUGAAAAUCGUUCAAAUGACUCUGAAUCUCCGCAAAUUCAAUUGAGAAAUGCUUUUCAAAGGCAAGGAUCGCCUGAUCGUACGACAAAAAGAAAGUUGUUGCCAUCUUGUAAUCACACGCCCGUUAAAAAGCGGUUAUAAGAGACAUACAAGCAUUGAGUAAUACCCAGUGCAUUACUGAUGGCGUAAGAGCAUCAAACAUUUCAGUAAAUAAAGUAAUUCAGUGUAAAUAUAUGU
Umbelopsis ramanniana AG is the source of this 1785-nucleotide messenger RNA. RefSeq lists its product as uncharacterized. The transcript has 8 exons. The record is from RefSeq and is a predicted model, not a curated record. Bases 92 to 1375 code for a protein of 427 amino acids. Lineage: Eukaryota; Fungi; Mucoromycota; Umbelopsidomycetes; Umbelopsidales; Umbelopsidaceae.